Dreissena polymorpha is the source of this 1605-nucleotide messenger RNA. RefSeq lists its product as uncharacterized. The transcript is spliced from 4 exons. The record is from RefSeq and is a predicted model, not a curated record. The coding region runs from base 46 to 1335 and encodes 429 amino acids. Lineage: Eukaryota; Metazoa; Mollusca; Bivalvia; Myida; Dreissenidae. Gene Ontology annotation, biological process: sensory perception of taste. Gene Ontology annotation, cellular component: membrane.
CAUGCGCAAAGGUGGCAGACUAAUAUCCCCACCAGUCUGCCCUGAAUGCAUUUCAGUCGUUGCAACGUCGCUGGAUUAUUCGAUUACAAUUUACGAAUGCCGACAAAUAUUGUUAAUAUUCUGCCGAUCGUCUCACGGCCACAGGAACAAGCGACCGCCAUGGACGAUCAACAUACCGGAUUUCAAUCCGGUUUUAAACAUUUUUUACUUUGUAUGAAAAUAACAGGACUGCAACACUUGCAAUGGACAGAAAACGCAGGAACAAAGUGCCGCCAGCGACUGAUGCAGGUGUACAGGAUAUUCGUUCCCGGCAUAUUACUCGUGAACUUCGUGUUUUCACUCGGCCAGUUCAUGUCAGUGUCCGGUUUUGACGCGGCGCUUCUUAACAGCAUGAUAUCGUCGAUAUGGUUCCUGCAGGUGACGCUGUUUGCGCUGAACAACGUGGCCCGAGGCUGGCGAUGGGACCGCUUCUACAGGGCCUGGGACGACUAUGCCGCCGAGCAUAAGGUCGACACUUGCACCCUCGUCCGCGGUGUCUCCAUAGCGGCCACGGUCAGCUACCUGGUGUGGCUGGCGACGGCGACGGGGUUCCUAGCUAUCAGCCUGUCCAGUCCCGCCCCACCCUCGGGAUUCAUGCUGUACAUCCCGCAGUUUCUCACGAUACCGAUUACCGUGGUCAUAAUCGUCGCGUAUUUUUUCUUCGUUUCAACAUGGUUUCUGAUCACGGCUCAGUUUCUGACUCUGUGCGUGUCGCUGUGCAAACUCCUUCUGUCCAUACACACAUCCAUUGAAAGAUCCCUUGACAAGAACGAGAAUUUUAACGAGAAACUCGAGCGGCUCCGUCAACAGCACGAAAGCGUUUGUUCAAUGAUCUUCCUAGCCGAUGACGUCGUGUCGGUAUUCAUCAUGGUGACGGUGUUUUCUACCAUACCGCUGAUCGUGCUGACGCUUUACUUCGUGCUAUUUGACUCCUCUGACGUCAUGGCGUUCUCUUACAUCGCCACGUGGUGGUCCAUAACACUUAGCGUCCUGCAGUUGGCCAGCGUAUUCAUCGCCGGGGGCGCCGUCAAUUACACGGCCCACAAACCGGCCACUCUGUUGUAUCGUCUGGACUUGGAUCGCGUCACACAGGGCUCCGUACAACAGCUGACCGUGUUUCUCAACCGUCUGACCAGCCAGCCUAUCGGGGUGACGGCGUUCGGACUAUUUGUUCUGGACAAGCCCACCAUCACAACGUUUGUGGGAAGCAUCCUCACAUACGCAAUUGUGAUGGUCCAGUUCAAGCCCGGGUCGCCUAGCUACAGCGUCACGUGUAACUGUACCGGAAGUGGCUAGAUACGAAGGCAGACCAUCGAGUCUAGUUGAAACGACUGUAUUUAAUAUCAAGUGUUGUGCAUGCUUUAUUAAUCCAAAUGUACAAACAUAGUGAAUAUAGUAAUUAUUAGCUUUCGAACAUAGACGUGGUUUUCAUACGGUUUUAGUCCGGAAGAAACCCUAUGCAAUCAAACGGCAAACUCCCAUUUGGUACUCGACUGUAAAAGCUGUUCAUCUAUAUUUUACAUUUCUACGACAACAAUCUUUGCAAUAAAGUAAUCUUUUCAAGAA